This is a messenger RNA of Oncorhynchus mykiss (rainbow trout), 2076 nucleotides long. RefSeq names its product cyclin dependent kinase 9 (gene cdk9). NCBI's taxonomy places the organism in Eukaryota, Metazoa, Chordata, Actinopteri, Salmoniformes, Salmonidae. The record is from RefSeq and is a predicted model, not a curated record. Gene Ontology annotation, cellular component: nucleus. Gene Ontology annotation, biological process: protein phosphorylation. Gene Ontology annotation, molecular function: RNA polymerase II CTD heptapeptide repeat kinase activity; cyclin-dependent protein serine/threonine kinase activity; ATP binding.
GUGAAAGCAGAAAGACUACAUUACCCAUCUCGCUUCCUCUUUGGUAAAGUGUGUGAAAGCACAACGACUACAUUACCCAUUUCGCACUGGGCACGCACGGAUCCGACGGAACAAAUAAGGAUGCAGCGAGACAAAACAGGAAACGCCGCCGGGGCUGAAAAGCCUGACCGGGAGGCCGCCAUUAUGUCCAAGUACUACGACGGAGUCGAAUUCCCUUUCUGUGAUGAGUUUUCUAAAUAUGAAAAGCUUGCCAAGAUCGGCCAAGGGACCUUUGGGGAGGUGUUCAAAGCCAAACACAGACAGACUGGGAAGAAGGUAGCGCUGAAGAAAGUGUUGAUGGAGAAUGAGAAAGAAGGGUUUCCAAUCACUGCUUUGAGAGAGAUCAAGAUUCUGCAGCUCUUGAAACAUGAGAACGUUGUCAACCUCAUAGAGAUCUGUCGAACCAAAGCCACCCAGUUCAACCGCUACAAAGGAAGCAUCUACCUGGUGUUUGACUUCUGUGAGCACGACCUGGCAGGGUUGCUAAGCAACGCCAAUGUGAAAUUCACCCUGGCCGAGAUCAAGAAGGUGAUGCAGAUGCUGCUGAACGGACUCUACUAUAUCCACAGAAACAAGAUCUUACACAGAGACAUGAAGGCGGCCAACGUGCUCAUCACCCGUGACGGCGUGCUGAAGCUGGCAGACUUUGGGCUGGCGCGAGCCUUCAGCCUGGCCAAAAACAGCCAGGGCAACCGCUACACCAACCGCGUAGUCACACUCUGGUACAGGCCCCCAGAGCUGCUGCUAGGCGAGAGAGACUACGGGCCUCCCAUUGACCUGUGGGGUGCAGGCUGCAUCAUGGCGGAGAUGUGGACACGCAGUCCCAUCAUGCAAGGCAACACAGAGCAGCACCAGCUCACACUCAUCAGUCAACUGUGUGGCUCUAUCACGGCAGAGGUAUGGCCGGGCGUGGACAAGAAGUAUGAGCUUUACCAGAAGAUGGAGCUCCCUAAGGGCCAGAAGAGGAAAGUGAAGGACCGCCUCAAGGCUUAUGUCAAGGACCCGUACGCCCUGGACCUGAUUGACAAGCUCCUAGUCUUAGACCCGGCGCAGAGGACGGACAGCGACGACGCUCUGAACCACGACUUCUUCUGGUCGGACCCCAUGCCCUCGGACCUGAAGAACAUGCUCUCCACGCACAACACGUCCAUGUUUGAGUACCUGGCCCCGCCCCGCCGGAGAGGUCACAUGCCCCAGCAGCCAGCCAAUCAGAACAGGAACCCGGCCACAACGAGUCAGACGGAGUUUGACCGGGUGUUUUGAUUGGACUAAGGAGUUGGAGGAGGGCGAGUGGCAGACUGUUGCAAGGCAGAAAGUGGCCAGCCCCAGUUGGCGUAAGACUGAUUUUAGGGAACUGUAGCGUUCUUUCCAAGUGGAGGCAACAUGAGGAAAAUGUGGACGUUUCUUCAAGCAGUAUUGUUCUCCUGUUCAUGUUCUAUCACAUUAGUCUGUCCUCUGCCUCGGACAUUUGAUAAAGCGUUGAGAUAGUACUGUGUUGUUAUUGGGUGGGAUUUCAAUUCAAUAACUCAUUUGCUUCUUCUUACGCUUACUUGACCUUGUCUUGGAAGAUGUGAAAGGUUUUAUAGGGUGUAAAGGAUUUGUGAGGAACUAGGCCUACGCUUCAGCUACGUGACGGCUAGAUGGAGCUGUUGCUCUUUCACAAAACCUGCCCGGUCCUUUCAGAGUCAACAAAGACAGGAAGCAAAUUAUUGGAUUGGUAUCCAGCACUCCAUGGGCAUAGACGUGCGUUCAGUGGGUUGCUCCGAGGAUAAUUCCUCUAGUGUUGGAACACGUCCAAGAACCACACACACACACACAAAGAACCACACACACAAAGGAUUGACACAAGCCAUCAAGACAGCGAUUCUUAUCGCUAGAACCAGUAGUUUCCUCUUUUUUUUUUUUUUCACUGUUUUGUUCAUUUUAAAACAUUUCUUUUUUAUAUUGUACAAUCAUGAGUUUUGCCAGGUAUCUUUGUGGUGUAUGCGAUACGUUGUCAGUAUAGUUACACUAAUAAACCUCACUGAUACACUGCCA